AUGAACCGUAUUGGUGGUGGUGUCGCCAUUUAUGUCCGAGAGGGUAUCAUUGCUUCAGAAAGAGUAGAUCUUGCUAUUACUGGUCUUGAGGCGCUUUGGUUAGAACUUAUUGUUAACAAACGUAAAAUUAUCUUGGGAGGUAUCUAUCGACCACCUGACUCAAACAAUAACCAUUGGCUUCUCUUAGAACAAAGCAUAGAUCAAGCCUUCAACCAAUCGUGUGAUAACAUACUUGUUACAGGAGACUUUAACAUCAAUGUUCUUAACACCACUUCAAAUAAAAUAACAAACCUAAUGGCAUCGUACAAUGCAGAACAACUCAUAACACUCCCUACCCACUUCACUGAACACUCUAAUUCUCUAAUUGACCUUAUGUUUGUGAAGAACACAAACCAAGUCAUUUCUAGCUUUGUUGCUGACCCUUUCAUUCCAAACCUCACUCGUUUUCACUGUCCAGUCGUCGCGGUUCUAAAAUUAGACAAACCUAAACAUACUUCAUUUAAGCGCAAGAUUUGGCUGUACGACAGAGGUAACUAUGAUGACUACAGAGCAAAACUCCAAGCAACAAACUGGGAGACUCUGAUGGACAGUAAUGAUCUCGAAAAGGUUACUCAAGACAUUACAGAGAGUAUCUUAUCAGCUGCAUCAGAAUCUAUACCAAAUAAAGUAGUAACCAUCCGACCAAAUAACAUCCCAUGGCUAAACACUAAAUUACGUAAACUCAUUAGAAAACGCAAUAAGAUACAUAAAAGGGCAAAAAAGUCUAAUACAGUUGAAUCAUGGGCUACAUUUAGGCAAGUACGUAACGAGGUCACUAAUCAGAUACACAAAGCAAAACUAGAUUAUCAAAAUGAAUUAAUUGAAAAAGUUAACUCAUCCAAUAUUUCAGCCAAAUCAUGGUUCAAAACAGCAAAACAACUUACACACAAACAAACAUCCAAAACUAUCCCAACCUUAUACGAAGGCAACAUGGAAGCGUCCACAGACCAGGGAAAAGUAGAACUUCUUAACCAGUACCAAAAUCGUCCCUUACCACAUAGCCAAAUGUUAACCAACUCAUCUUUAUCUAAUAUUACUGUCACUCCCCAGGAUGUAAAAGAUGCUCUUACUCUUAUAGACCCAUCAAAAGCCAGUGGUCCAGACCUUGUCAGUCCAAAACUUCUCCGCGAAGGCACAUCAGCACUAUCCGAACCACUUUCCAAAUUUUUAACAAACUAUUGA
Mercenaria mercenaria is the source of this 1221-nucleotide messenger RNA. RefSeq lists its product as uncharacterized. Gene Ontology annotation, molecular function: catalytic activity. The coding region runs from base 1 to 1221 and encodes 406 amino acids. The record is from RefSeq and is a predicted model, not a curated record. NCBI's taxonomy places the organism in Eukaryota, Metazoa, Mollusca, Bivalvia, Venerida, Veneridae. The transcript has a single exon.